AACCCUAAACGUCGGAGUUGUCUUUUCUGAGAGACAACGGCAAAUUUUGUUAUUAUUUUGAGUUAGGUAGGCUUUAAAUUUUACAAUUUAGAAUAGUUUUGGUUUAAGUAAUUAACGUUUGGACUGAAGUUUUGGUCAUCAAAUUAGUGCAUAGGCUGUGAAUUGUGUGCAGUAAAGUGAGAAGCUAAAAUUUACCUAUACCUAAAUAUUAAGUGACCAUGGGUAAUUCCCGGAAUAAAAAGACGCCUAAAAAGCGUAAAACGCCUAAUAAAAAAAAUUGUCGAAGAACUUCCAGCCAGAAAGAAAACGUGCCGAAAUCUGAGACUAAGAAGCCAAAAACACCUAAACCCAAUGGAAGCAUAGCAAUGUCUAAACAAUUAAUGUUAAAGAAGCGAAAUGCGAACACUCAAGAGCGGCGGUCAUCCAGAUUAAGUGAAAAGUGUUGUGUGAAUCGCAAGCCUAACCCAUCAUUAGCUGAGCUGGAAAGAAUGUAUGCAGAUUCAGAUGAAGAUGACGAAUCUCCAAAAACUCCUUCACAAUCACCUAAAAAAGAAGAGGAAAACCUGUUAUCACCCACAACAAUUAGCAAAAUAUCUCAACGAGUUAUGGGUUUGAUAGAGAGCACCGAUCCCACUGAGCUAUUGCAGGAAGUUGCACCGUUACUUGAGGAACCUCCACCACCUGUGAUUCCAGUUAAAAAGAGGAAAAAGUCUGGCAUUCCAUACAUUGUUGGUUGCAAGGAUCGUCCACAAGUAAUAAGAAAGCCAUCAGUGAAGUUCUGUAAAGGUGAUGAAAAAUAUGGAGUGAAUUCUUCAGAUAACGAGGAAUCAGAUGAACCUCCCAAAAAACGAGCUAAACCUUCAAGGAUACCUAACUAUUCAAAAUCCAUAUUUAAUGCUAAAAGUGAUGAAAUUGCAGAAAGACUUGUAAAAGAAGAUGGGGAACAUCUUAGUGAUACUAGUGUAGAUAGUAAUAAAACUGUAGAGUACGAUCCAACACCCUACCAGAACUCCAGGCCACAUUCAUUCUCACCUAAGCCAAGUACAUCUAGAGAUGAUAAAGUUUUUAUGGAAAAUGAUCAGAGAUUCAAUGAAAGCCUGAAGAAAAUGAAAGGAGAAAUGGAUGAAAGAAGGGAGGUUAAAGAUUUGGAUGAAACAAUGAAAAUUGAAGAUAUGGAUGAAACAAUCAAAAUUGGAGAUAUGGAUGAAACAAUAAAAAUUGAAGAUAUGGACGAAGUCAUGGAAAUCAAAGAUGUUGAUGACACAAUAGAAAUUAAAGAUGUCGAUGAAACAAAGGCUGAAAUUAAAGAUGUAAAUAUUAUUGAUAUGUCAUAUGAAACCAUUGUAAUUGAUGAUCCUGUAGAUGUCAAACCUAGAAAUAAAAUUCAAAACCCCACUAGUGUUACAGAUGAGACUGUGGUUGCGAGUAUUGAACCAAAAAACCUAGAGGAUGUUAAACCAAAACAAAUUGUUGAAAUACAAAGUGUACCUGAUGAUAAUGAUGAAGACUGCAUAAUAGUUCCAAAUACUCCAAGUAGUAGAGAUCAAAAUACUUCAAAUAGCAAACCUAUUGUCAUUGAAGAUGAGUAUAAAAGCAUUGACAAUAUGGAUCUGGACACUUAUACUAAUGAAUCAAUUGAAAUAAUUGAUAUUGAUGUUGAUGACGUAAUUGCUGAAAAUAAAUCCAUUCUUGAUAAAUAUAAGGAAAAUGCAACCAAAAAAAUUAAUAGAAUUAAUACAGUUCCUUCUUCUUACAACAAUUCUAAUAUUCAACAGAAACUUUUAACACAGUCUAAUGCUAAUGAUAAAGUAAUUACAAUAAAUGACAGUGAAAACAAUGAAACCAGUUCUCCAAGUAAUAAUCAAAGCAAUACUAGACCACAGUCAACACCUCAAAAUCAAAGUGCAAGGAGAACAGAACCGUCUUGUAACAAUCAAAUACAACCUUCAACAACAUCAUCGUCAUUGUCCAGAAAUAGAGCAUUAACAGAAAUUCUAAAAGAUUUUUUUAAUAUUAAUCCUACUCCAAGAAAUAUAACACAAGGGACUAUUCCGAGGUCAUUUUCAGAAAACCUUGGUGAUCUGUUCGCCCGAGUUGUUAGAUCAUUUGAAAAUAAUGCAAGAAAUAGAGAACCAUCUACCUCACGCCCUGUAAAUGCGCCUGCUGUAUCUACUCACACUUCUCCAACUGUUAACAAUAGGGGGAAUGAAACAGUAAGAGUAAAUCCUUCAUCUAAUACUAAUCGUCCAUCAAAUACCACAUCCACUGUUAAUCACGCAUCAAGUACUAAAUCUAAUGUUAAUCCUUCAUCAAAAACUACAUCUAAUGUUAGUCGAGAAACCAACAAUGAGCAACAAAAUUCAACACCUACAAGGAAUUUAGGUGACUGCCCUAUCUGUUUAGACCCCCUUACCUCAGCGGGGAUCGCCUCAACAAUAUGUGGCCACGUAUUCUGUUUGCCAUGUAUUCAAACAGCAAUCAAAGCCAAUGGUAAAAAGUGCCCUACAUGCAGGAAAGCUCUUAAAGGUGCUGGUGGUGGGUACCACCAAUUAUUCUUGUAAAUAUUUAUGAUUAUUAUAUGUUUAUUUUUGUAACCUACCAGUGUAGAACACUCAUGGUGAUUAUUGUUCUACUUAAGCCAUAUAUUCACUCUGAAGCAGAGUGCCUGCAUGGCUUUCAUCUGUUUUUUUAAUACUAGUCAUUUAGAUUGCCAUAUUUAUACAUAACGGUUAUGAAUAAAACUAGCAACUUUAGGUGUCUAUGCACUCACUAAUCAUUCCAUUUAGCAUUUUUCCAUUUUGUAAUUAAUAUAUGCAAUAAUGCAUAUACUUAUCUUGUGUAAAUCAUAUUAUAAGUAUGUGACUGCCUACUUCAAACAGUGAUAAUUUGUAUUAAGUACAAUUUAAACCUAUUUCUGUAUACCUAUUAAUUGUUUACAAUAUGGAGUACUUAUACUUUAAUGACCUAUAUAAUUAUAAUAGUAUGAAAAUUCAUACAACUAUAUAUUUUCACCUUUAGGUAUACAGGGUGGCCCAUCCAUAGGCGUCCAAAAGAAAAAUUUCGAAGCUCUAUGCUAUGGGGUAUCCAAAUCACCCCCAUGUAUGUUCAGCGAUUUUUUGUACUUUAGGAGCUA
Messenger RNA from Helicoverpa zea (corn earworm), 3133 nucleotides. RefSeq names its product E3 ubiquitin-protein ligase BRE1-like. Lineage: Eukaryota; Metazoa; Arthropoda; Insecta; Lepidoptera; Noctuidae. The coding region runs from base 219 to 2561 and encodes 780 amino acids. The record is from RefSeq and is a predicted model, not a curated record. The transcript has a single exon.